This is a messenger RNA of Penicillium odoratum, 735 nucleotides long. RefSeq names its product methylthioribulose 1-phosphate dehydratase MDE1 (gene mde1). The transcript is spliced from 3 exons. Bases 1 to 735 code for a protein of 244 amino acids. Gene Ontology annotation, cellular component: cytoplasm. Gene Ontology annotation, molecular function: metal ion binding; methylthioribulose 1-phosphate dehydratase activity. The record is from RefSeq and is a predicted model, not a curated record. NCBI's taxonomy places the organism in Eukaryota, Fungi, Ascomycota, Eurotiomycetes, Eurotiales, Aspergillaceae.
AUGUGCGGCGAUGACCACAAGGCCGUCGAGGCCGUCAACAAUGACCAUUUGGUACAAUCCGAUGAUCCCGAACACCCGGCGAAUCUGAUUCCGGAGCUUUGCCGUCGAUUCUACACCUGGGGAUGGGUGACUGGCACUGGUGGUGGCACCUCCAUUCGCCAUGGCGAUCACAUCUUCAUUGCCCCUUCAGGUGUCCAGAAGGAGAUGAUGAAGUCUGAGAACAUUUUCGUGGUUCAAUGGCCCACCAAGAAGUACCCCGCUGAAGAGCGCAACUAUAUCCGAAAGCCUCUCAACUUGAACCCUUCCGCCUGCACUCCGCUGUUCUUGACAGCUUUUGAGCAUGGAGCAGGCUGUUGCAUCCACACUCACUCGCAAUGGGCUGUUUUGGUGACCUUGUUGGUGGAGCGCGAGAAGGGGCCUGAUGCGUGCUUCGAGAUCAACAACAUCGAGCAAAUCAAGGGUAUUCCCCGUGGCAAGGGCAAGGGUAUGCUCGGGUUCUUCGAUACUCUCAGCAUCCCCAUCAUUGAGAACACUGCCUUUGAGGAGGAUCUCACCGGCGGCCUGGAAGCUGCGAUGAACAAGUACCCCGACACCUAUGCAGUGCUCGUGCGCAGGCAUGGAAUCUAUGUCUGGGGCGACAACGUCGCCAAGGCCAAGACCCAGUGUGAGUCUCUCGACUACCUGUUCCAGCUGGCUGUCGAAAUGCACAAGUUGGGAUUGCCAUGGGUCAAAUAG